AGGAGUAGCUGGGUUCAGCCAAACGAAGUGGACACUCCGUACAGGACCUGUCUCAAGAAACUGACUCGACGUGUUCUACUUAUGGUCAUGAUAUCAAAAUCAUGAUCCCAAGAACCAGAUGGCGGCGCCCAGUAUCUGAUAUUAGGCGUCAAGUCUAUCGAACACUCUUCCUCCAACACACACAUUACGCGAUGUCUCCUGCCACAGUCCACCUUUCUCCAACGCCGGACUUCCUCCUGUUCUCUGGUAUCGAAGUUUUAGCAAUCUUGUUCACCAUGGCUCUUUGGGGAAUAUCCUGCUUGCAAAUUUUUCUUUACUUUUUCAACAGUACACAGGAAGAUAGUUGUUACAUCAAGGGUUUGGUUAUCUGGCUCUGGUCCAUGGAUACAGUGCAUCAAGGUCUUCUUAUUUCCGGAGUGUACAAAGCGAUACGCGACAAUGCAACAGCAAGUACAGAUCAUAUUAGCUGGGAGUAUCUAAUUCAAAUCCUUUUCACGAUUCUGGUCACCACGCCUGCCCAAGGGUUUUUUUCGUACCGAAUCUGGAUGUUCAGUAAUAAAAGCAAACUUAUCAUUUCCUUCCUCGCACCUGCCAUCCUAUUCCAACUUAUCGACGGAAUCAUUUUCAUGGCUAUCAACCUUCCAGCGACAGACAAACUGCAAUUUACAACCUCUACUAGCAAGGGCAUCGCCAUCGCAUACUUCAUCGACGGCGCCGUUGUAGAUCUGUUUAUCGCUAUCGCUAUGUGCUUAUUCCUCUGGCGAAGAUACCUUCGUAUUGGCAUCGCAACCAAGGGGACGCGUUCUAUGAUUCACAGGCUCACCCUCUUCUCUAUCAACACGGGCUCCUGGCCAGCCAUCAUAGCCAUCAUUACUUUGGUCAUGUUACUGGCGUAUCCGACCUACUAUCUCUAUGCGGGACUCUAUUUCUUUCUCUCACCUGUUUACUGUAACACCGUGCUCGCAUCGAUCAAUGCGCGACCGUAUAUUCAAAGCGUGAAUAAUGGACGACAUAUCUAUAUCCCAAAGGAAUCCGGACUUCAAUUCGCAAGUCAUGAUUCUCAAGGCGUUUGCUCUAAUCUUCAUGGAACACCGCAUGGACUGGAAUUGGCGUCGUACAAAGUCGGUCCCGAGGAGUCGACGGAAGGAAAUGACUGUCUGAACAUCGUUUGAAGUUCUGGACAUACUAAAUGUAUCCUAAUAAUGUGGCCAUCGAUUCCAGCAGCGUUCCUUGUUAGUAUCCCGACCGUCAAGCCCAAAUAUACCUUUGUCUACGCAUUUAUUCCAAGGAUCAGUGACGACUACUGCUUGGAAACAAUGCUCGGAUUACAUCAGAUUAUUCUCAGUGAUACAGAUCAGUCACUACAUACAAAAGCGAGUUACAUACAAUACAAACCAAUCCGCUCAUGUGCGUCCCUUGAUGUUGUACAGCCAUCCCAAUAUAUUCUGCAGCACGUUUACCCCCUCACUUUUACUCCGGCACCCUCGAGUAU
Molecule: messenger RNA, 1492 nt
Organism: Desarmillaria tabescens
Lineage: Eukaryota; Fungi; Basidiomycota; Agaricomycetes; Agaricales; Physalacriaceae
Exons: 20
Coding region: 102-1172 (356 amino acids)
Source: RefSeq, a predicted model, not a curated record